Lates calcarifer (barramundi perch) is the source of this 1956-nucleotide messenger RNA. Its product is annotated as arginase-1. Gene Ontology annotation, molecular function: arginase activity; manganese ion binding. NCBI's taxonomy places the organism in Eukaryota, Metazoa, Chordata, Actinopteri, Centropomidae. The record is from RefSeq and is a predicted model, not a curated record. The coding region runs from base 135 to 668 and encodes 177 amino acids. Gene Ontology annotation, cellular component: cytosol; cytoplasm; nucleus. The transcript has 7 exons.
GUUUCAGUUUGGCGAUUGGCUCCAUCCACGGUCACUCGGCGGCGGUCGGAGAGCUGAGCGUCAUUUGGGUUGACGCUCACGCUGACAUCAACACGCCACUGACGUCGCCCACUGGAAACAUCCACGGACAGUCGAUGUCGUACGUCCUCCGAGAGCUGCAGUCCAAGAUUCCUGUUUUACCAAACUUCUCCUGGAUCAGACCGUGUGUUUCGGCCAAAGAUCUUGUCUACAUCGGGCUCAGGGAUGUGGAUCCAGAAGAGCAUUACAUCCUUAAACUGCUCGGUGUGAAGGUGUUUUCUAUGUCUGAGGUGGAUCAGCUGGGUAUAGCCAGAGUCAUGGAGGAGACAUGUGAUUACCUCUUUUCAAAGGUGAAGAAACCGAUUCACCUGAGCUACGACAUAGAUGCCAUUGAUCCUUCUGUUACCCCGGCAACUGGGACACCUGUAGUUGGAGGACUCACCUACAGGGAGGGAGUCUACAUCACUGAGCAAGUCUGUCAGACAGGUCUCCUGUCAGCAGUGGACAUGGUAGAGGUGAAUCCUCUGAGGGGUCAGACAGAGGAAGAAGUCCAGUCCACAGUUAGCACAGCGGUUGACCUGCUGUGCGGCUGUUUCGGACGUCUACGUGAGGGAAACCACCCGUCGGAUUACCGCCUGCCUGAGCCCUGACGAAUAUGACGCUGAUCUUUCCCGCUGCUAUUAUGGACACCUGAACUUCUCUCUAAUCACAAUCAACAGCUACACAAACAAUCAGAUUUUAACAUUGACACCCUCAGAGAUUUGAACCUGUAUCAGUGAACUGCACAUUUCACUGUACGAAGCCGUCUGCAACGCUUUCAACCAAAGAUCUGAUGUUGGUAAAUCAUCUUCCUGUGGAUGGACUGCUUACUUUCUGCUGCAGCAAUUUUAAAAGACAAUAACCACAAAUUAUGUCAUUUAUUCAAUAAUCUAUUGUUCCAGUUGUUUUUGAUGGCUUGGCUGAAAUAAAAAAAAAAAAAGCUACAAAGUGAAGUCUAAGUCCUUAAAAAUCCCUCCGUGCUCUCUCCCUCUCUGUGUAUUUUUUAUUUUUAUUUUAAAAUUUAUUCAACAACAUUAACAUAACACAUGUGUAAUAGUUGAAAAAAAGAAUCAAAGCGAACAACUAAACAAAUAUACAAAUGAACAAAUAUACAAUACCAGGGAUUAUGGACAGAACACAAGACAUAAAAGUGGUGCAAAAAAUAUAUGUAUGUGUAAAAAAAAAAAAACAAGAUUACAGAAAUACAUUAAAUUUGGAGCACACAUUCAGUGUGUUUACAGCUUUGCUGUUACAAGAGGCAGCUAUUGCUUUAACAUAGAACUCCACUUCUUUCUCUAUCUGUGUAGCUUCACAACUGCACGACACAGGACUGACAUUUUUCUGUCCUUGUUGGCGUGUUUUGUCAUCGGUCAUGACCUUGUGGGAGGAGCUCAGAGAGGCAGAGAAACGAAGCCGGAAACAGAUUUAAACCAGCAUCUGAACCAUCGCCUGUUUGUCAGAACUGUGAGAAACUGAAUCAGUGAAGAAGCCCGGAUGUUAAAACAAACUGUGGAGCUGCUGUUUGUCGAACAUGAAUGAGGCUGAAUACACCUGCGAAGGUGUCACCACUUUGUCCACGAGCACUGAGACAUCAUCCCUGAUCGGAGAGACGUGCAAAAGUUGGUGGUGACGGGGAUCCCCGACUUCACAGCAUCUUCCACGAUCACAGAGAGUCUUCAUACAAUGAAGAAGUUUUUUGAGACCAGGACAGAGGCCUCCAGACAGGUGACUGAUUGUUGGCAUGUUCACACACAACUGUGUAUUAUAUGCAUCUUGAGAACCUCUCCCUUUAAACCUUUGCUUUCCUCAGACACACACACUUCUACAUAGUGUUUGUAGGUUAUGUCAAAUUUUGUGUUUUUUUCUUAUUUGUUCAAAUAAAGACUUCUGAACACUGAA